GGCGGCGGGGCCGUGCGGGCCAUGACGGGGCUGCGGGGCGGCCCGCGGGCGGCCCCGGGGCUGGCGCUGCUGCUGCUGCUGCUGCCGCCGCUGCUGCUGCCCGGGCCCGCGGGCGCCGUGGAGCCCAUCAGCCUGGGGCUGGCGAUCGCCGGCGCCGCCGCCUCGGCGCUCACCGGCAUCAUCUCGUACCCGCGGCUCUAUUGCUACUUCAGGGAGUGCUGCCUGCAGCGGCACGACCUGCGCGCCGCCGCCGCCCUGCAGGAGAACCUGGACAGAAAGCUCUUCGGGCAGCACCUGGUGAGCAAGGUGAUUGUAAAGGCCGUGAAAGGCUUCCUCAACAACGAAAACUCCAAAAAGCCUCUCGCCCUCUCCUUGCACGGGUGGACUGGAACAGGCAAAAACUUUGUCAGUAAGAUAAUCGCCGAAAGCAUUUAUAAAAAAGGUCUGAAGAGUAAAUACGUCCAUCAGUUCGUGGCUACUUUACAUUUCCCUCACGCUCAGGACAUCAACACCUACAAGGACCAGUUGCAAUCAUGGAUUCGGGGAAAUGUGAGCAUCUGUCCCCGAUCACUCUUCAUAUUUGAUGAAAUGGAUAAAAUGCACGCAGGACUCAUUGACUCCAUCAAGCCAUUCCUGGACUACUACGAGCUCCUGGAUGGAGUGUCUUACAGGAAAGCCAUCUUCAUAUUCCUCAGCAAUGCUGGAGCUGAAAAGAUAACGGAGCUGGCGCUAGAUUUCUGGAGAAACGGGAGGACAAGGGAAGACAUAGAGCUCACAGACAUACAGAACGCACUGUCUGUGUCUGUCUUCAACAACAAAAAUAGUGGAUUUUGGCACAGCACCUUGAUUGACAAAAAUCUCAUUGACUACUUUGUUCCCUUCCUGCCUCUGGAAUACAAACAUGUGAAAAUGUGUGUCAGGGUUGAGAUCGAAUCACGUGGCUACACCGUGGAUGAAGACAUUUUAACCAGGAUAGCGGACGAGAUGACCUACUUCCCCAGAGAGGAGAGAAUUUAUUCGGAUAAAGGAUGUAAAACUGUGGAUGCGAAGCUGGAUUAUUACUAUGACUUCUAAUGCUUUAUUGCUGCAAAUUUAACUUAAUCACAAAAUGGAGAACCCAGGACAUUUCAUUUUUAAGCACUUUGUAAAGAAAGGACCAUUGUUUUAAACUGGUGUGUAAAUAAGUGGCAGUGCCUCUGCAUUUUUAUUCUGUCACUAGUCACGGCUCCCAGGUACGUCGCGUUGUGCCAUCAAGGUAAGGAAGAGCUGCUCUAUGAACGCAGGGACUCUUUGUCUGAUCAUGCCCAAGACUCCUCUCAAAUCGUGUAUUGAUCACCAGAACCAUUCGGCAGGCUGUUGGCAUGUAGAGUGGGACUAAGAUUAUGACCUGAUUUUAAUUAGGUUUUGGAUUGGUGUGGAUGGUCUCUAGGCAAGGUUGAGAAUCAUGAUCAAAGUCCCUGCUUGUGAAAGCCGUCACUGGGCUUGUGUGGGUAAACUCCUGUAACAGCAUUAAAAGCAUAUGUGUAUUUUCUCGUCAAGUAGCUUAAAAAUACGUGUAUUCUUUCCAAUGCUGUGCAGUACCCACGUCUGUCUCAGAACAGUGCUAUGAAUUGGCUUCCUUUGAGUCAAAGUUAAUGUGAAACUCUUUGGUGUGAAUACUGUUCAGUGAAAAGACUUAAUAUUAAGUAGAAAGAGGAAAUAAGUUAAAAUCCUUGACUGUAUCUUUAUUGUAGUUGGUUCCAGUUUUUGGUUAUUUUUUUAAUGGAUAAAGUUGUCCGCAGUUCUCUCCUAGGAGCGGUCUUUCUAGGAGAAAAGCCUGUGUGAGUGCUGGGUCAGCUUCAUGGGAAGGUUGUAACGUAAUGGGAAACGUUACAGGUUAAAUUUUACACCUAGGAACUGGAAAAGAGGUUUCUCCUCUUCACCCCCGUGUAGAAUUCAGAAGCCAAACUGCAGGGUUUUGCCUUUCCUGUUCUCACAAUCCUGUAUGCCUUGGAGGUAAGGAUGAAGACCGAUCCAAAUGCGUUUGUGACCAAUGUGAAACGUGUCAGCUGAAGUUACUGCAGAGUGCCCGACUUCCUUCUAAAUGUGAGCACUGCAGAGGCUUUUUUCAUUCCAGUUUCUGUUCAAAAUAAACUUUCCUCAUCAGAAACGUA
Molecule: messenger RNA, 2153 nt
Organism: Cygnus atratus (black swan)
Lineage: Eukaryota; Metazoa; Chordata; Aves; Anseriformes; Anatidae
Product: torsin-1A-like
Exons: 5
Coding region: 22-1074 (350 amino acids)
Biological process (GO): nuclear membrane organization; protein localization to nucleus
Cellular component (GO): endoplasmic reticulum; endoplasmic reticulum lumen; nuclear envelope
Molecular function (GO): ATP binding; ATP hydrolysis activity; kinesin binding
Source: RefSeq, a predicted model, not a curated record